Molecule: messenger RNA, 3920 nt
Organism: Cheilinus undulatus (humphead wrasse)
Lineage: Eukaryota; Metazoa; Chordata; Actinopteri; Labriformes; Labridae
Gene: ccn2b
Product: cellular communication network factor 2b
Exons: 5
Coding region: 81-1160 (359 amino acids)
Biological process (GO): signal transduction; cell adhesion
Cellular component (GO): extracellular region; extracellular matrix
Molecular function (GO): heparin binding; integrin binding
Source: RefSeq, a predicted model, not a curated record
CCGGGCUUCAACAGUCAGAGAAUAACACAGGGAGAGAAGACAACAGUAUACAUACAGAGGACAGCAGCCUGGACUCCAACAUGUCUGUGGAAACUUCACUUUAUCUUCUUCUUCUCUUCAUCUCUGUGACAUCGGCCCAGGACUGCGCCCAGCCGUGUUCCUGUCCAUCAGCACCCCCUCCCUGUCCCGUGGGGACGAGCCUGGUGCUGGACGGCUGUGGAUGCUGUAAGGUGUGUGCGAGGCAGCUGGGCGAGCCAUGCUCUCUGCUGGAGCCAUGUGACCACCACAAAGAACUGUACUGUGACUACGGCCUGCUGAGUGACACCUACACUGGAAUCUGCAUGGCUCAGGAGGGUCAGUCGUGUGACCUGGGGGGUGUGAUCUACCGUAGUGGGGAGUCUUUCCAGCCGAGCUGCAAACAUCACUGCGUCUGUAUGAAUGGAGAGAUUGGCUGUGUUCCAACCUGUGCCAGUGAAGCCCGGCUGCCCUCUCCUGAUUGCCCGUACCCACGACGCAUCAGCAUCCCCGGGAAGUGCUGCGAGGAGUGGGUGUGCGACGAGAUCCCCCCGGACCAGAACUAUGAGUCCGUGAUGGCCGCAGCAUCUCAGAUUCACCCCCUGCCCUCCUCAGACCCGCUUUCAGUAUUCAGAUCGGCGCCCCCCUAUGGACUGCCCCUAGAGAGUCCCAGAGAUAACUGCAUUGUGCAGACGACAGAUUGGAGCGAGUGCUCGGCGACCUGUGGCAUGGGCGUUUCCUCUCGCAUCACCAAUGACAACCAGCACUGCCAGCUGGAGAGACAAACCAGGAUCUGCAUGAUCCGACCGUGCAACAGCCAGCAGGAGAGAGAGAUCAAGAGGGGGAGGAAGUGUGUCCGGACACCAAAGGCGCAGAGGUUCAUGCGUUUCGAGCUGUCAGGUUGCUCCAGUACCAGACUUUACCGACCAAAGUUCUGUGGCGUCUGCGUAGACAACCGCUGCUGUACGCCACACCGCACCGUCACAGCACAGGUGGAGUUCCAGUGUCCAGAAGGAGAUGCCUUUGUCAAGAAGAUGAUGUUCAUCAAGACCUGCGCCUGCCACCAUGACUGUCCAUCAGACAACGACAUCUUCAUGGCGUCGAACACUCGGAGGAUGAUUGGAGACUACGACAACGGCAUGUGAUGCAAAUGUGCAGAACAGAACUGCACACCCUUUAAACACAACCACAUGUCUUGCUUGGAUUUAACUAAGCCAUAAAUAGAAUGGGUCAAUGAUUCAUCACUUCUGCACAAAGAGACAGAAGAGUCUGGAUUAUGUUUUUACUUUUGAAGAAAGCUGAAAAGACGAGAAGUUGUUUGUGUUGUUGGUUUGGAAAUCAUCCGAUAACAUAAGAUCAAUUUUUCAAACAAACAAAGACAUCACAUUAGGUCCGAGCCACAAUAUUUGAAAAAGACAAAGCAGUCAGCACCGUCAGCCAUGUUUGGUGAUGACAAAGAGCAUGAGGUACGCUUCUUUAGUGAUGUUAAAAUCCACCUCUAACAUGCCUAGACUCCCCUACCAGUCUCCCUUUAUGUGUGCUCUUAUAGUUUAAUAAAGAGAUGCACAGACAACAAAAUGUACAAAUGCAUAUCAGAUUCUAACUUUAUUUUAAACUUUAUUGAAAAUUUCCUUCCUGGUAACCUGGAUUUGACAUUAAACGAUGCUUUGACCUACCUGACCUUGAAGAAAAGUCUAGAGUAGAUUUUAUUUUCAUUCUCUCUCAGCUUAGUUAUCAGCUGUAAAAGUGUAGCAUUUUUAACAUUUUUGAACUUUUGUUGUCGUUGAGUAACAUAAAUGGCAUAAACCUGACCUAAAUAGUCGUGAAGCUAUUCUAUCUAGAAAUAUUUUAUUUUUAAUGUCAUGACUUUGACAUUUCUGUCACAAACAUUUUCGUCUUCAAAGAAAGAAAAAAUGACCUGAGCUCUCAAUGGGAUGCUUAGAUUUAAAGGAACUAAAAGUAUGGCAAACCACAGCUGAAGGUGAAACGUAUGGUGGCUUAGAAGGCCCAAAACAGUUGUUAUCAUGAGAAAACAGACUGCAAAUUCAGAAAUAUGUGAAUUUAAAAUGUACAAAACAAAGAAAUGAUUUCACAGUAAACCUGCUGAAACUAAAUAAAUGCAUAAGCAAAUCUAAAGACUGCCCUCACACGUCUGGAGGAUUUUUAGGUAUCUAAGGGCAUUUAUUUAGGCUUUUUGCAUCACAUUUCUUUUAUCUAAAACAUAUUUUUGAUCAUGCACUUCUUUUGUACAUGCACAUGGUUGCCCUCUUUGUAAGGUGUCAUGAGAUAACUUCAAAUAUGAAUUGGCGCAAUACAAACAAUGAAUGAUUGAUCAACUGAUUGAUCCUUUCUGAAUUUGCAGCCUUUUUCCUCCUUACUGAAAACACCUGUGCUGUUGUUGUGGGUUUGCAGCUAUCAACUGCUGUAUGUAGAAAUAUUAUAAUCAAACCAGCAGUACCUGGUAAUAAUAGCACAACAUAGCAAACCAACCUUUUACUGUGCUAUGCUUUAUGCACAGUACGGGCCACCCGGUCUGAGCGCCAGUACAACCUAAGUUUAUUGGGUACUAAUGAAGCAUCAUGUAUUUAGUGUUUCCCUCUUCAGGGACUGAAGGAGGACCACUAAAUGGUGCUUUUUGUCAUAUGAAGGCUUUAAAUGUAGCUCUUUGUUCUGACAGAGUGGUCUUUAGAUCAGUGCAGGAAAGAAAAGCAUAAACCAUGACUGGAGAAGUGCUCAAACUUCUCUCUUUUUUACUGUAUAUUUAAAGAAAAAAGUGUGUACGUUUUUUUAAUGUGCUUAUGUAAAUACUGAGAGGCCUAGUCCACAUGGAGGCGAGUAUUUUUGAAAACAAGGCUUUUCUUCUGCAUUCUCAAAAACUUCUUUGUACGCAUGAAAAUGUGCUGUACAGAGCCAUGCCAGCAGUCGUCCGUCCUUUGCUGUAAAUCAAAGCAGUGAAAUUUGUCCCCCCAUCGACCUGAACAGGUUCUCUUUCCAAACCACUCUGUCAUUAGGGCAGGGUUUAUGUUUUGGGAAUGUUCAAUAAGGCAGUGGUGGUAAUUAUCAUCUUUAGAGGCAUGAAUAGAAUAUUUUAAAGACAUUAAACGAUGACAUCAUCUUCCUCUACAAUGGUAGAGGAUGAAAUGUUUUUGACAUUGGGGGAUGAUUACCUCAAAGACAUAGGACAGAAUGUUUUAUAGACAUUAAAGAAUGACAUCAUCUUCAGAGGCAGAGAAUAGAAUGUUUUUCAGACAUUAAAAGAUGACUUCAUCCUCAAAGGUAGAGGAAGGAAUGUUUAAUAGACUUUAAAGAUGACAUUGUCCUCAAAGGUACAUGAUGGAAUGUUUCAUAGAAAUUUAAGGAUGACAUCACCCUCAAAAGUUGAGCGUGGAAUGUGGUGAAGCUGGGGAUGUUGGGGGCUUUCCCCCAUGAUUAUUCACCAAAUAGUAGGCCAUAGUGGGCAACUUUUCGAAAAGUGAGUAGAAAUGGCAAGGAGUUCUACCCACUUUACCAAAAGUUGCCAACACAGAACAGGCACAAAUCAAAUAGAUUGCUGGUGCAUCUGUGUUUUAAAAAUGAUAGAGAUAUGACGUAUGCUUAGUUAUUUCAAAUAACUUGUCUUUUUUGGUGUAAAGAAGGAAAUAAGUUUAAGCAAAAACUGUAGAGAACCACUGUUCUAAGGGUGAAUUUCCAAUAACCUAAUUGCUGUUGGCUUUUGUUUGAAAGGUAAAUUGAUGAGAGAAACCUCCAUGUUCAAAACUACCUGCCCAAGUGUGGACUAGUCCUGAGUACUGUGUACGGUUUUGUACUCUAAUUUAUGUAACACAUUGUUGUACUUGUUAUUGUAUCAUUUUUAACCAUCUGACUGUUGCACUUUUCACUACAAUAAAUAAUAAAGUCUAUUUUUA